Xenopus tropicalis (tropical clawed frog) is the source of this 938-nucleotide messenger RNA. RefSeq names its product cytosolic iron-sulfur assembly component 2A (gene ciao2a). NCBI's taxonomy places the organism in Eukaryota, Metazoa, Chordata, Amphibia, Anura, Pipidae. The coding region runs from base 88 to 543 and encodes 151 amino acids. The record is from RefSeq and is a predicted model, not a curated record. Gene Ontology annotation, biological process: protein maturation. The transcript has 5 exons.
ACGUCAGCUCGAAGCGAGCGGCUAUUGGUUGAAAGAUAAGCGAUUGUCAAGGGCAGCGUGUGACGAACCCAUGUGGGCGGGGAGAGCAUGGAGUUGCUCUCUGGCUUCUUAAGUUCUCUUCGUGGGUCUUCCAGGGAGAAAGCGCAGACCCGGGUCAUGGACGAACGAGCCCUGGAGGUGUAUGAUAUAAUUCGAAAUAUCCGGGAUCCUGAAAAACCAAAUACACUAGAAGAUUUGGAUGUUGUUUCGGAAAGCUGUGUCUCUGUUCAGGAGUUGGAUGAGGAAUGUUAUCUGGUUGUUAUCAGAUUCACACCUACUGUACCACACUGUUCCCUGGCCACACUUAUAGGUCUGUGUCUGCGAGUCAAGCUGCAGAGAUGUCUGUCUUUCAAACACAAGCUGGAAAUCUAUAUUUCUGAGGGGACUCACUCUACAGAGGAAGACAUUAAUAAACAGAUAAACGAUAAGGAGCGGGUAUCUGCAGCCAUGGAGAAUCCAAAUCUGCGGGAAAUUGUGGAGCAGUGUGUCACAGAACCGGACUAGAGUGGUUCUAGAGGCCCAGUAACCAGCUGUUGCUGAAUGCUGAUCUAGGAGGUGUGGUAGAUGGUAUCCCUGCUCAGCGGAGGCCAUUAUAUCAGAUAUGCAGUUGGAUUCAUUGCAGUCUGGACUUUUUUUGUUAAAAGAUGCAAAGGUGGUAACGGACCCUGGGCUCGAAAGUGUUCCUGAAAUAAAUACAGUCCACUUUGUUUGCACUGCCUCUGGGUUUCUCAGUGCUCCAGACGGAGAUUUUUGUAUUGCUCCACUCAGGAUGGAACACAAAAGGCACUGAAGGUUACUUGUGACUGCCAAUGGGUAAUUGGUUUUGAAUGUGAAAGAGCCUAUGGGCAUUAUAAUAACCUUCUCUGUGCUCUACAGAUAAAUAAAAUACAUAUUUUUUA